Molecule: messenger RNA, 2942 nt
Organism: Spirodela intermedia
Lineage: Eukaryota; Viridiplantae; Streptophyta; Magnoliopsida; Alismatales; Araceae
Source: the annotation of a GenBank genome assembly
AUGAGGAUCACGGCGGCACAGGCGGAGAAGACGAAGGACGAGCCGAGAGGUGAGGAGCAGGCGGGAUACGGCGGCGGCGGCGAUGACGGCAGCGGGAGGGAGGAGAAGGGGAAGACGGUGGUGGUGGGGGUGCGAAUGGACGCUCAGAGUAGAGAGCUACUGACCUGGGCGCUCGUGAAGGUGGCGGAGCCUGGGGAUCUUGUCGUCGCCGUCCAUGUCCUCCCCUACGACUCCUCUGGCGGUAUAAAUUGCCCCUUCUUCUUCUUCUUCUUUCUCUGAUCUUGCUUUCUCUUUCCCUUGAUCCACUGCACAUGGCGACUGCAGGCCGAACCCAUCCCAGCGAGGACCUCGCCGACUGCUCAUCACUCAUUUCGAUCAUCAGGUCCUUUGACUCGGUGCUCGCCGCCUACGAGGGCUUCUGCAACUUGAAGCAGGUGGGUGAUCUUCUCCUCCGCCUCACGAUAUGACAUCGGCCCGCUUGCAGACGAUAAGCUCUUCGCCUGGUUUCAGAUCGAUCUGAAGCUGAAGAUCUGCCGGGGGUCGCCUCUGCGCAAGAUUCUGGUUCGUGAGGUCCACAACUUCGCCGCCACCAGGCUUGUUCUCGGGGCCGCCAAGAACGACCGCGUCAUCGGGUCAGAUCAUCUGUCCCCUUCCUCUGUUAGAUUAUCAGCCGGGGAGCUCCUUCUCAAUUCUUCUGUAAAUUCUUUCUCAGGUCCUUGACCUCCGUCGCCAGGCACUGCGCCAAGAGGGUUCACCGCGAAUGCUCGGUGCUGGCGGUGAAGAACGGCAAGAUUCUGUUCCGGAGAGAAGCACCGCCGUCCACCGGCGAUAAUUCCCCGGCGACGGGGAGUAGCGAUGUCCUCCCGGCAUCUUCGUCGGUUCUCACAUGCGUGGGAGCAGAGAAGGGCGGCAGCUCCUCGAGCCUGCCGUAUGAUACAGACAUCUCCGACGGUGGGGAUGGCGGCAGGUCGCCAUUUACAUCAUCAGAACCCGUCGGCGAGAUUGAGGAAUCCAUGGCCACGGCCCUUACUCCCCGGAGCUUCAGCUUCUCCUUCCCCAAGGAUCCUCUACUAGAGGGAUCGGCUGGUUCGGAAGAUUCAAAAGCCUCGGUGGCGCCGGAGGCGAUCCAAGUUCCCGCCCGUUUCCCAGCGCUGGCUGCGGCCCGUCGCCGUCGGAAACCUUCGAAGCGGCCGGCAAGUGGUGGAGAAAUUUCCUGUGUAAACAACGCCGGCGGAGCAGCAUUAGUUCCUGAGGGAGAUGGUAAAAACAAUCGAGAAAAGUUGGAGAGCUUUCCGAGGGAAUUGCAGUCGCUCCUUCUGAGAUGUUCGUCGACCUGCAGAUUGUUCAGUUACCAGGAACUCGUGGACAUCACAUCCAAUUUCUCCCUUGGUUCGUCUCUUCUUCUCAACUGGUUCGAAUUCAUCUCGUCUGUUUUUUGUUCAUCUGAAGAAAUUCGGCGAACAUCACGCAGGCAAUCUGAUCGGAAAGGGCGGCGGCAGCAGGGUUUACAGAGGUUUCCUUCCCGACGGCGGGGAACUGGCCGUGAAGCUCCUUCAGCGAUCCGAGCACGUCCUCAAGGAUUUUGUUUCAGAGGUCGAGAUCCUCACAGCUCUGCACCACAGGAGCGUCAUCGCCCUCCUCGGAUUCUGCUUUGAAGAUGAAAACUACGCUCUGGUCUACGAUUAUUUGCCGCGAGGAAGCCUGGAAGAGAACAUCCACGGUGCGAAGUCUUCGCUCAGAUGGAUCGAGAGAUACGAUGUCGCAGUGGGCGUGGCGGAGGCGCUGGAUUACCUCCACGGUGCUUCUCGAAGUUCUGAACCUGUAAUCCAUGGCGAUGUGAAGUCGUCAAACAUCCUCCUCUCGGACGAUCUCGAGCCUCGGCUGUCCGACUUCGGCCUUGCCAGAUGGAGGUCAUCAACUUCAUCGCAUCUCUCCUGCAGUGACAUCGCCGGGACCUUCGGGUUCGUAGCUCUCUUAUCCCCGAUGGAUCGAUCGGAUUUCUGCGCUGUUCGGCAUUUGCAGGUCUUCUUCCGACUGAGACGUGUGGCCUUGCUCUGUUGCAGGUACCUGGCUCCUGAAUACCUCAUAUGCGGGAAGGUGAACGAAGAGGUCGAUGUCUAUGCCUUCGGCGUGGUGCUUCUGGAGCUCCUCACGGGGAGGAAGCCAAUCGACACCGAGAAUCCAGGCGGCCAUGAGAGCCUGGUACUGUGGGUAAGAUUUCCAUCUAUAUUGACGAGAUCCAUGGAAUUCUGCUCUGGAUUUAAGGGAUUUGAGUGAGAAAUUGAAGUAGGGAACUCACUGGCUCGAUCAUGAUGCAGGCGAAGCCGAUCUUGCAGAGAGGGAAGGUGACGCAGAUGCUGGAUCCACGCCUGGGAGAUGAGUACAAUGUCGAUCAGGUAGAAAGAAUGGCUCUAGCUGCUGCUCUCUGCAUCAAGAGAGCCCCCCGAUCGCGGCCGAGGAUGGACUUCGUAAGUCGUCCGAUCAUCUCCCCCACGGGCCUGCUCCAGAGCUUCAGAAAGCUCUCUCUCUCUUCUCUCUCUCUCUCUCUCUCUCUCUCUCUCUCUCUCUCUCUCUCUCUCUCUCUCUCUCUCUCUCUCUCUCUCUCUCUCUCUCUCUCUCGCUCCCUCCCGGUCUCCUGAAUCUGUUUUUAAUCUCCCGGUCGGUAGGUCUUGAAGCUGCUGCAAGGAGAUGAAGAUGAGGUAGAGCGGGCGAGGACGCUCCAGAUCGACGCGACGGAGGAGCUGGCCGGGCUGGACGAGGACGACGAGGUUGCAGAUCCUGCGGCUAACAUCCAGUCCUAUCUCAGCCUCGCGUUGCUCGAUGUGGAGGACGACACCUUCUCUGUCACCAGCUCAGAGCAUACUUCAGACUUCAUCAUGUCCCACAGCUCCCUGGAGGAGUACCUUCGCGGGAGGUGGAGCCUUCAUUCCAGCUUCGGCUGA